Molecule: messenger RNA, 2171 nt
Organism: Aspergillus alliaceus
Lineage: Eukaryota; Fungi; Ascomycota; Eurotiomycetes; Eurotiales; Aspergillaceae
Product: S10 family peptidase
Exons: 10
Coding region: 223-1890 (555 amino acids)
Biological process (GO): proteolysis
Cellular component (GO): fungal-type vacuole
Molecular function (GO): serine-type carboxypeptidase activity
Source: RefSeq, a predicted model, not a curated record
UCCCACCAUGUGGGCCAUGGUUCGGUUUUGGAAUUCCGUUACACCUACAUAUAAAAUCGGGGUAUAUUCCUCUGAACGUCAACCUACCGGUAGCUGAGGACACUGCGAGUGGGUCAUCUGUAGGUUUGCUUAUCGCUCCAAGCGGCUGUCCCUGUAUACAUAUAUACAUAGCGCAUACACCGAACAAAGAAUCAACAGUGAACUGGGCUUAGCCUAGUAAAUAUGCGUGGCUACGUGUUUAUUUCGCUACUACCUUUGGUUGCAGCUGGCCCGUCGUUUUUAGGGAGUACCCCAGCAUCUGUCGGUAGACGACAGCUACCCAAGAAUCCCACGGGGGUCAAGACCCUUACAACCGCAAACAAUGUCACCAUACGAUACAAGGAACCUGGUGCAGAGGGCGUAUGCGAGACUACACCGGGCGUCAAGUCCUACUCUGGAUAUGUCGAUACCUCACCCGACUCUCAUACGUUCUUCUGGUUCUUCGAGGCCCGCUAUAACCCAGAGACUGCACCUAUCACUUUGUGGCUGAAUGGUGGUCCUGGAAGUGAUUCCUUGAUCGGUCUUUUCGAUGAGCUGGGCCCUUGUCACGUUAAUUCGACCUUUAAUGAUUACAUCAACCCGCACUCGUGGAAUGAGGUCUCCAAUUUACUAUUUUUGUCCCAGCCAUUGGGCGUUGGUUUUUCUUAUAGCGACACGGUCGAUGGUUCCAUAAAUCCCGUUACUGGGGUCGUUGAGAAUUCGAGCUUCGCCGGAGUUCAGGGCCGGUACCCAAAGAUUGACGCCACUCUGAUUGAUACUACCAACCUCGCUGCAGAGGCCGCUUGGGAGAUCCUCCAAGGCUUCCUCGGUGGGCUACCGACAUUGGACUCUAGGGUGAAGUCUAAAGACUUUAGUCUUUGGACGGAGAGCUAUGGAGGACACUAUGGGCCAGCAUUCUUCAGCUAUUUCUACGAGCAGAACGAAAGAAUUGCGAACGGCACUGUCGAGGGUAUCCAGCUUAACUUCAACUCUCUGGGUAUCAUCAACGGCAUCAUCGACGAGGCGAUCCAGGCCCCAUACUACCCUGAAUUUGCUGUGAACAACACCUAUGGCAUUAAAGCUGUCAACGAGACCGUCUAUAACUACAUGAAGUUUGCGAACCAAAUGCCAAGUGGCUGCCAGGAUCUUAUUUCUACAUGCAAACGAACGAACCGCUCCGCGUUGGCUGAUUACGCCCUCUGCGCGGAGGCCACUAACAUGUGCCGGGAUAAUGUUGAGGGACCAUACUAUUCAUUUAGCGGCCGGGGCGUGUACGACAUCCGGCAUCCUUACGAGGACCCCACUCCACCGAGCUAUUACCCUAAGUUCCUAGCAAAGGACUCCGUGAUGGAUGCCAUCGGCGUCAACAUCAACUACACCCAGUCCAACAACGACGUCUACUACGCCUUCCAGCAAACGGGCGAUUUUGUCUGGCCCAACUUCAUCGAAGACCUCGAGGAGCUCCUCGCGCUCCCUGUGCGCGUCUCCCUCGUCUACGGCGACGCCGAUUACAUCUGCAACUGGUUCGGUGGCCAGGCUGUCUCCCUCGCCGCGAAGUACACCCACGCCGCCCAAUUCCGAAGCGCAGGAUACGUCCCCUUAAGAGUCAACGGCGUCGAGUACGGGGAAACUCGGGAGUAUGGGAACUUUUCUUUCACCCGUGUCUACGAGGCAGGCCAUGAAGUCCCUUACUAUCAGCCCGUCGCUUCUCUCCAGUUGUUCAACCGGACCAUCUUUGGCUGGGAUAUCGCGGAGGGUCAGAAGAAGAUCUGGCCCGGCCAUAAGACGAAUGGAACGGCGACGGCUACCCAUACCCAGUCGUCUGUGCCGCUAUCUGCAGCGACUGGUACCUCCAGUGCUGGUCUCUGGUGAUUUUACUAUAUGGCAUGGUAGAUGUCAUAAAUGGUCGCCAUGGAGCAAAGGGUAUGUAUGAUAUGACAUCAUGAUAUCUGAUGCAUGUAAGAAUGAUGUUUUCCAUGUACAUACAUGCACAUGCAACGGAGUUUGAUUGAACACUCAGUUGUCGGUAAAAUGGGAUAGGUUCCAGUCUAAUUUUUCUUGUGCUGUUAUAGGAGCCGGUCUGUACUGAUAUACUGCGUAUACCCAGCUGUAGAAUAACCACUUUGCGUUGGUCAGAACAGAAAGCCAUCCUA